Messenger RNA from Cryptomeria japonica (Japanese cedar), 1221 nucleotides. RefSeq lists its product as uncharacterized. Lineage: Eukaryota; Viridiplantae; Streptophyta; Pinopsida; Cupressales; Cupressaceae. The transcript is spliced from 6 exons. The coding region runs from base 1 to 1221 and encodes 406 amino acids. The record is from RefSeq and is a predicted model, not a curated record.
AUGGAAACUAGCAAGAACUUAGCAGAUGGUACUCAAAAAACCAUCUUUGAGGAAACCAAAAUGCCUAAGGAUAAGGUUGAAUGUUUGAAAACAUUUAGCAAUGGUGGAGUUAGUGGUGGUAGUUCAGAAGGGGCAUCUGGGGGUGGUUCUAAGGAUCUUAGCAAAAAGGAGAAGACUAAGGGGAAAAGAAAGAGGAUUGUUGUCGAUUUUGACCUCUCAGACUUUGAAGAUGAGUCUUUUGAUGAGAAAUUCAUUAAAAGAAAGAAAGGAAACGGAGUGGGAAAACAAACCCAAAGGAACAAGAAUACCCGUAAGAGUACUAACAAGGUUAAAAGGCAGAUACUGAUUUCUUCCGAUGAGGAUGCCGAGGUGGAUACAAAUGACAAUAUGAAGGGUAAGGAGGAGGAUGAGAUUCCGGAUGAGGAUCAUGGCGAGGAUAUGAGUACUCAAGGUGUGCAUAAUGAGGGUCAAGAGAAUAAAAUGGGAAAUCCAAGCGAUUGUCACGAGGAUAAUGAUGGCAUCAAGGGAUUUUGUGAAACUAUCAGUAAAAUGGAAAAAGAUAUUAGCAAUUUGAAGACUGACCUUAAUGUUAUUAAAAAUGCUACGAUAGGCGAAAAGCCUCUUUCUGAAAAUGUUAAAGAAUUAGUGGUUGUAAUUAACAAUGCUGAAGAUAUUGAGGCCAUGGUCGGUAAAAUUAUUGAAAUAGAAAAGAAGGUGAAGGAGCUGGAAGGGAAUAGAGAGGUACGUGGGAAACAUGAAUCGAUGUGUGGGGAAUAUCCCUUAGCGCAUCUGGUCUCAACAUGGGAACUUAACAAAGUAGCGCAUUCAGAAAACAUUUUAGCACAUCAGAGAAGGGUCGGCUUAACCAGUGAGCAGGUUGUAGAGGAUCCGACGAAGCGAGUGAUUUUGGAGCCCGAAGAUGCCCGCCAGUUAAACCCUGCGAAACACCGAAAAGAGGUAAAGAUUGUGCAUGUUUUGGGAGAUCGGACGAUCUGCACUACUUCGCGAAGGAAAGUUGCUCGCUGGUUAAGGUCCGUGAAACAGCGAAAAACACAUGUGAAAAUUGAGAUGGUUAAAGACUCUGCAAGUUUGAAAGAUCCAAUGGCUCGCUCGACUUCACGAAAGGAAGAUGCUUGCCAGAUAAGCAUUGCGAAAUGGCGAAAGCCAGGUGGUGCACAGGUGGCAAGUCAAGUUAGCAGUCCAAUAGGCAGGCCCCAGUGA